Messenger RNA from Linum trigynum, 3328 nucleotides. NCBI's taxonomy places the organism in Eukaryota, Viridiplantae, Streptophyta, Magnoliopsida, Malpighiales, Linaceae. The record is from the annotation of a GenBank genome assembly.
ACCACAUUACUUAGGCACUCAAUUUUCAUUGGUGUUGCGCUUGCUCUACUCGAUGUCCCAUUCCACACCUCAAAUGGAUAGAUGGUGAUCUUCCAUCGAGAAAUCAAGCCCCCGCCAAUUCGUAAAAUCCCCAUACUUUAAAAGCAUAUAUGACUCCAAUGCACCUCCAAAUUGCAUUCAUGGAUUCAUAGUAGCUGACAGAACCAUCCUCUAAAAUUUAAAUCCAAGCCUUACACAAGAAAUUUGAUCUUUAGACUCAUUUCCAAUAAGGAGGGUAAUUUGGGACCUGGAAGAUAAUUUUUUCAAUUUUGUUUUCAAAUUCCAAACAAGCAUUGAAAAUUGCCAGCUGCAAGAAGGGCUUUGACGCUUUGUUGCUCUUAUUAGGGCUGGGAAAUGGUGCGGUCUGGGACCAUAUCAUAUAUACGGUCUAUAGUCCAGAUUGAGAGGCUGAAUUAUAGACCAUAGACCAGACCACAUACUAUAUGGUUUGGUCCAGACCACGCCUAUGCGGUCUGGUGUGGUCCAGAUAGACCACACUACAUGAAAAUCGAACAAUUUGUUUAGUCAACCACACAAAAAAUUGAACCAAUAGGCAAUAACCAAGAAAAAUAAUUGUUUUUUUGCUUUAAAACAUUAAUUCUAACAUGCAUUAAUAAUUUUGAUACCCUAAAUCUUAGUACAUAACAAAGAUACAAAGUAAAAGCAUCCCAACUUGCACCAUAACGUCAUAAACAUUAACAUAAUGUCAUAUGAAGCACAAUUAUCUUUACUCUCUGGUGAAAUGUGGUCGUGAAUGAAGGAGGGACGAGAUUCUUAAAAUUAAGGUGGAGACUUGGGUGUCGUUGUGGUAGUUGGUAGAGUGGUCAAAUGGGCUAUUAACACGUAUUGAUAAGUCGAUUGGGGUCCACGGUUUGGUCCGGUAAACCGCAGUCUAGACGAGACUAGACCAAGAGAUGAAAACAUCAGAUAAUACAGACCAUGAACCAGACCAGAUCAUACUUAACAGUCUACGGUCCGUAUCAAACUGUGCCGUCCGAUUUGGACCGUGGUUUUUCUAACGGUCUGGUCUAUUCUUGCUACUUUACGGAUUGCGGGGGUUGAAUUUUCCAAGUUGUUUUGGACGUUUGUGGGUCAAAUAUGGGUCUCUAGAAAUAUUUUUUUUUCUAGUUUUUUGGAAUUUUUAGGCUUGUCAGGUAGUUUUUUAUAUUUUUUCAUCAAGCAUUGGAGUUGGUCCUAGGCUUUCUACAAAGACAGCAACCGAUAUAUAUACAAUCUCCAUUUCCGGCGGCCAAAAAGAAGAGGAUCAGACGAUCAGUCAACGAAAGAAUAAAAGCCCAACGGCAGAGGAAGAAGAAAAGCCAAAAGGCUGCUAUCAAACUAUACACUGGCCGGUGGUUUUGUUUGCCUAUAAACUGAGAAACUAUGGAGAGCCCGAAACUUUCACUCUUCAUUUCUCAAGCAGCAGGGGAACAGUGAAGAUGGCUGCUAUGUCAUUGAUUUCCCUCUUUGUCACCCUUCUCUUCUCAGCAGCAACAGCCGCCCAAUCACCCUCCGUCAUCGUCGUCGGAGCCGGAAUGUCAGGAAUCUCGGCGGCGAAGACACUUUACGAGGCCGGAAUCAAGGACAUCCUGAUCCUGGAAGCCAGCUCCAGAAUCGGCGGCAGGAUGUUGAAGGCCGACUUCAGCGGCUACACCGUCGAAAUGGGUGCAAAUUGGUACAACAGUGGAGGCCCCGUCGCUAACCCACUCGUUGAUUUGGCCAAGAAAGUGAACCUCAAAUCUUACAUCAAUGACUACUCCAACAUCGCUGAAAACACCUACAAACAAGAGGGAGGGUUGUACCGGAAGAAAGAUGUGGAAAAGGUAGACGAGGUGGCCACAGCACGGGACGAAUACUGCUCGAAUUUCUCGAAAAUGUUGUCUAGCAACAAGAAGAAAGACAUUGAUGUAUCAAUUUUGGCAGGACAGCGGCUCUACGGAAGGUCGCCAUCGACGCCACUGGAAAUGGUAAUCGAUUUUUUCCACAACGACUACGAAGAUGCAGAGCCCCCGAGAGUGACAAGCUUGAAGCACACUUUCCCUCAUGCCCAGUUCGAAGAGCAUGGUGGCAAUCCGCAUUUCGUCACCGAUCCAAGAGGGUUCGAGGUUCUAGUUCAGUAUCUCGCCAGACAGAUUGUAAAGAAAGGAAGAAGCUCCGUUCAAUUGCAGCUGAAAAAGGUGGUGAGGGAGAUAGCUUACUCCAAGAGUGGAGUUACGGUCAGAACUGAAGAUGGUUCGACUUACUCAGCAAAUUAUGUCAUCGUCUCCGCGAGUCUUGGUGUUCUCCAAAGUGACCUUCUCAAAUUCAAGCCCACGCUUCCGAUGCGGAAAAGAAUGGCAAUAUCCGAUUUUAGCAUGACGAUAUACACAAAGAUAUUCAUGAAGUUUCCCUACAAGUUCUGGCCAAGUGCUGGACCUAGAACAGAGUUUUUCCUCUACACCCACGUCCAACGUGGAUAUUAUCCAGUGUGGCAGCAUUUAGAUAACGAGUAUCCGGGAUCGAACAUUUUGAUGGUAACGAUCACCGCGGACGAGUCAAGAAGGGUGGAGCAGUUGUCCAAUGAAGCCAUACAAGCAGAGGCCAUGGCUGUGCUAAAGAAGAUGUUUGGGGACAAAAUACCAAAUCCGGAGAACAUACUGGUGCCCAGAUGGGGAUUGCACCGGUUCUACAAGGGAAGCUAUUCCAACUGGCCAGCUAACUACAACCAGGAAAAGCACGACCUGUUAGGGGCACCUGUUGGUCCAGUCUACUUUACAGGAGAGCACAACAGCAAUAAGUUCCUUGGUUACGUGGAUGGAGCUUACUUGGAAGGUAUUGCAACUGCCAACGAUUUGAUCAAGUGCAUCAAAGGAAAAGGGUGCAAAGGCGACAAGAACAUGGAGGUGUAAAGAGGUGCUGAGGGAAUCAGGCUGCAUUUCUUGCAAUUGUGGGUAGUAAUUCAUGUUAUAGCUCUCGGGGAGCUAGCUUAAUGAAGUCAAAACUCUGAUCACAGGAAGAUUUUAUGCUGCACUUUUCUUCAGUGGAAGCAUGAUGAUGGUUUGUUUGGUGUAAAAUAUAUACAUUUAGUAAGGGCUAAAUUGCAAGUUUGGUCACUUGAAUUACUAGUAAAAUUCACGUUUGCCACUAAAAUUAAUUUAUUCCAUCCGUAGUCACUUAAAUUAGGUUAACAGUUCAAAUUUGGUCACUGACCGUUAGUCUCUGUUAACUUUUGCUGAUGUGGCGGUCAACUCUCACCGUUGACCGUUAAGUGAGUGACGUGGAAAUUAAAAAAUAAAAAAUAAUCUAUUAA